Messenger RNA from Macrobrachium nipponense, 3288 nucleotides. RefSeq names its product gastrula zinc finger protein XlCGF57.1-like. The record is from RefSeq and is a predicted model, not a curated record. NCBI's taxonomy places the organism in Eukaryota, Metazoa, Arthropoda, Malacostraca, Decapoda, Palaemonidae. Bases 879 to 2279 code for a protein of 466 amino acids. The transcript has 3 exons.
GUCACCGAUAGGUCAAUGUCCGGCUGUUAAGAUAUCAACCGUAAACAAAUGUUUAUUAUGGUUUUGUGUUGAUUAAUGGAGAAAUCUGGCGUUUGAAGUGCCAGCACAAGAGGGAGCAGUGAGUUCACAACUUUCUGUGGUAUCUCCAAAUUGUACCCCCACCCAAACCUUCCUUAAAUUAAAAAACAAAGAGUAAGGAACAUCAACCUUCAGCCUCCCAGUCAUAAGGAUACAACCAAAAGGGAGACAAGAAAAUACUGGACAUUACAACAGGAGAACAUCUGGUUAUUAUACUCAUGAGACAGCUGUUGUUUUCAAUUGUGAGCUUUGACAUGUAACAUGCUGAAUUUAGUCCAUUUGAGCUUCAUCUUUCCUGGUUAGAAGUUCAGUUUUAUAUCAAGUAAGAAAAGAGCUAUUUAAAUCAUUUUUUCAUGAAAGUUGUAGUUUGUGAUUUUAAGAUAACGUAUAAAGUAACUUCCAUUUAAUUAAAAAUCUGUUACAGUACUAUAGAAUGACGUUCUAUAAAUUCUUUUAAACUGCAUGUUUACAUUUACAAAAUAGAUCUUAGAUAAGUAGAUGCAACAUAAAUUAAUGGAUAGGAAAAUGUCUAACACAAAAGUAUUUUAAGUAAAUAUUUCUUGUCCUUUGUGGUAGUAAUUGAAGAGGAAGUACGUAGUGUAAUAAAACUUUCUUGCCUUGAAUUUUAAUACUAUUGGUAAAAUGAAGUUUGUUCUACUGGAACAAAUUUAUUGAUUUGUGUAAUGUUAGAGAUUUUUCAGGAUAUGCUUUAAGAUGAAUUUCUGUACUUUGUGAAUUAUACUCAGGUAAUCUGAGCUCUGAUAACUUUACAGAACUUUAAACAGAAAAAUACUGUGAAAAUGAAUUCAGAUGUAAACAGAGAUGGAAUAGACCCUUUAUCAUACACUAUCAAACAAGAGGCCAAAGAUGUGGAUGAUGUUCAUAUGUCAGAGUUUGUUGACUGUAGUAAAUUUUGUAUUGCAACAAUCGACAUAAAAAAGGAACCAACAUCAGUUGACAUAAAAAAGGAACCAGGAACUUUUGAUUCUAGUGAUAAUGAAAUGGAAAGUAUGUAUAUUGGGGCACAGAUUGAUAAUUCAGGUUAUUGUAAUGAUAAAAGUGGAGAGGAAGGAAUUGGUUCACCAAUGGCUGGUGAAGGUGAAACAGCUCUUAGAUGUGAUAUUUGUGCAAACACAUUUCCAAAUGAAGAUACCCUCAUAAUGCACUUGAAAAUUCACAUAGGGGAGAAGCCUUAUACCUGCCAAGAAUGUGGUAAGGGAUUUAUUUUGAAUGAUACUCUUCAGAUGCAUUUGCGAAUCCAUACUGGAGAUAGAUUGUAUACGUGCAAAGAAUGUGGUGAGAGAUUUAAUUCAAAUGAGACCCUGGAAAAUCACAUGAGAAUUCACACUGGUGAGAGAGCAUUUUUAUGUCAGGAAUGUGGGAAGACUUUUAAUUCAAAUGUGACGCUCAAGAAUCACCUGAAAAUUCAUGCAGGCCAUAGACCAUACACGUGCCACCAGUGUGAUAAGUCGUUUCAGCGAGAAGAACAUUUGAAGGACCACAUGAGAAUUCAUACUGGUGAGAGACCAUUUGUUUGCAAUGAAUGUGGGAAGACUUUUAGCCAGAAUGGGAAUCUCAAGAAUCACAUGAAAAUUCACACUGGAGAGAGACCAUUUCCAUGCAAGGAGUGUGGCAAAUCGUUUUUCAGGGGAGCACAUCUCAAUGAGCAUAUGAGAACUCACACAGGUGAGAAAUUAUAUGAAUGCACAGAGUGUGGAAGGGCUUUUAGUGAUAGGGGUAAACUCACAGUUCACAUGAGAAUUCACACUGGAGAAAGACCAUUUGAAUGCAGCCAUUGUAGAAAAACCUUCAAUCAAAGUGGCACUCUCAAGAAUCACUUGAAAAUUCAUUUAGGAGAAAAACCAUAUGAAUGUAUUGAAUGUGGAAAGUCAUUUAGUGAAAGUGGAAGUCUUAAAAAUCACAUGAGAAUUCAUACGGGCGAGAGACCUUUUAAUUGCAAUGAUUGUGGAAAAACAUUUAGUGAAAGGUCAACUCUCAAGAAACACAUAAGAAUACACACUGGAGAAAAACCUUUCACAUGUUCUGAAUGUGGAAGGACUUUUAGUCAGAGUGGAAAUCUCAAAAAUCACAUGAAAGUUCACACAGGAGAAAAGCCAUUUUCAUGUGAUGAAUGUGGAAAGACAUGUAGUGAAAGAGGCGCUCUUAAGAAGCAUAUGAAAGUUCACAAACUUCCUAUGUAGAGAGAGUUUUUGAUUUGAUGAUUAUGGAGGGAAUUUACUUAUAAGAGGAAGUCAGAGGGAAAUAAUAAGUCUGGUGGAGGAUAGUCACUGAUGGAUGUGUAAAGCUGCCUAAAUUUAUACAUAGUACAUGGGUGUAAUGGUUGUCCAGGAAUAUUCUGGCAGUGAUUAUUUCAGUGAAUGAAACUGCUCCAACCACUGACCUCUGUAUAGUUAUCAGGACAGUUAUUUGAUAAAUAGUCUCCUUUUAAAUGUCAAUUGUCUUUAUAUAAUAAUUUGUAUGUUACAUAUUCAUACAUAUUACAAAAUAUAAGCAUUAUUUAAGCAUUAUGUAUUUUUUGUUAAGUAAAAGUGUUAGGAACCAUGUGAGAAUUAUGGAUGGAGCCCUGCAGUUCUCAGGUAAGAAUGAAUUGGAUUAUCAUAUAUCUUAAUCAGUUAGGAUUAGAACCCUUUUUAUUAUGUGGGGAUCUAAAAUUCCUGCUUCUGAUGUUUAAAAAAGAAGUUAUUACCACAUGUUUUUCAUAGUUUAUAAAUUAGAGUACAGUGGCACGAUAUCUCUUGUUAAAUUCUAUAAACAUGGUAUUCCUCAAGAAUGAUCAUAUGAUCAUAGUAUAUAGUUAUGUAGCAUUCUAUAAAUGAAAAAUUGUUUUUAAGGACGAGUCCAGCAACCUUCUUUAUACUAAUAUCUUAGCCUUUCAGAUAUGCUAGAAACAACCUUGGGAGAACUCUCAUUGUAUUAUUGUGUUGUUGCUCUCUAAUGUUAAUGGAAUUCAGCCAGUGAUUUUCAGUUAGGUGACAGUCACAUUCUUUAUUCGACCACUAUGGAUCCAGGAGGGAAGAGGUAGUUUUGUUUUUUUAAGUAGAUGCCAGAAAACAAUAUUCAGAUAUGACAGAACUUCAAAGAUAUGCAUUCAUAUAGGGACUUUUUAUUUUUAUAGAUCUGCAUCUUUUCUAGAUUUAGUAGUAGGCUAGCUUAUGAUAUGAUGUUAAGACUUGAUACUGUUUUACUUUA